This is a messenger RNA of Suillus subaureus, 414 nucleotides long. RefSeq lists its product as uncharacterized. The transcript is spliced from 4 exons. Bases 1 to 414 code for a protein of 137 amino acids. NCBI's taxonomy places the organism in Eukaryota, Fungi, Basidiomycota, Agaricomycetes, Boletales, Suillaceae. The record is from RefSeq and is a predicted model, not a curated record.
AUGGUUCUAUUAGUAACGGGAAUAACCUUGUCAAUCAAUCCGGAAUUGGACGAAAUCAGAAAUAUUGUUCAAGGCAGACUCGGAAGAAGACUGCAAGUGCAAGUCUUAAAGCUCGCCUUACUGCCCCAACCCCUAGGCGUUCGUUUAACUAACCGUCGUAAUGUAACAUCUGGCUCUCUUCAUCCUCUGCUCUUCCCCAGUUCGGCGUCAUACGACCCCGCCCACGCUACGGACCCAACGCAUCCCGCCGCCCGGUGGAAAACACAUGCCUUCCCGAAUUUCUGCUGCACCACAUUCACGCUGCGCGUUGCGCCAAAGGAUGCACUUCUACGCCUAGAAUUCAAGGGGCGCGUGCUUGUGCAGCGCUCUACCACAGUGUCCCGGGGGAUUUGGAAGGACUGUCCCAGGAUGUGA